Neopsephotus bourkii (Bourke's parrot) is the source of this 1733-nucleotide messenger RNA. RefSeq names its product protein Z, vitamin K dependent plasma glycoprotein (gene PROZ). The coding region runs from base 100 to 1323 and encodes 407 amino acids. Lineage: Eukaryota; Metazoa; Chordata; Aves; Psittaciformes; Psittacidae. Gene Ontology annotation, cellular component: extracellular region. Gene Ontology annotation, molecular function: serine-type endopeptidase activity; calcium ion binding. The transcript has 8 exons. Gene Ontology annotation, biological process: proteolysis; blood coagulation. The record is from RefSeq and is a predicted model, not a curated record.
AUGAGCAGAUGGACUUUAAACUUCAACAUCUCUCAUGUAGCCAUCUCCCCCAGACCUGCAGGAAUGCAGGCAGGCAGCCAUUAGGCUCAGAGGGUGACAAUGGCAAGGUGCUCUUGGACAAUAUUGUUUCUUCUCUCUGCCUUUUUCCUUCAGACAGAGCAGACAGUGUUUAUAUCAGCUGUUGAUGCAAACACUGUUAUCAAGAGACAGAGGCGUGCCAGUUCCCUACAUUUGGAGGAGAUCCUUCAAGGCAACUUGGAAAGGGAAUGCCUUGAAGAGAGAUGUACACAUGAAGAAGCAAGAGAAGUGUUUGAAAAUGAUGAAAUGCUUAAAAUGUUUUGGGAUGCCUACUAUGGUGGCAGGAGGUGCUCAUCGAGCCCUUGCCAGCAUAAUGGUGUGUGUGAGGACAACAUCCGUGGGUACACCUGCACCUGUGCCGAGGGCUACGAGGGAGAGAACUGCGCUUUCGCUAAAAAUGAAUGUCACCACCAAGCAAAGGAAGGAUGUCACCACUUCUGCUACCCAGGAAGUAAUUCCUACCGUUGUUCCUGUGCAGAUGGCUAUGAGCUCGGGAAGGACAAAAAACAGUGCAUUGCAUUAGAUCAAUGUGCAUGUGGCAGACUUCAAGACAGUGAUAAUGUGAUACAUGGAACCAGGAAGAAAAGUGAUGAGCAGUUUCCCUGGCAGGUCCUGCUGCUGAACUCCGAAGGGAAGGGCUUCUGUGGAGGAGUGCUGCUAAAAAGUAACUUUGUGUUGACUACAGCAGAGUGUGCCCUUUUGCACAGCCACUUUGAAGUCAGGGUUGGCACUGGGUCUAAUGGAACAAGUGGAACUGAGAAGAUAAUGCAAGUUCAUGAGAAACACAUACACAUCCGCUACGAUGAAGACACUGGUGAGAAUGAUAUUGCAUUACUACAACUCCAAGAGCAUGUUGAGUGCAACAACCAUCAGCUGCCUGUAUGCACCCCUGAAAGAGACUUUGCAGAACACAUUUUAAUUCCAAAACUGCCUGGUACAGUCAGUGGCUGGAGAAUGGAAGGUGAUGAACUUCAUGGUGAUAAGUUACAGGUUUCAUAUCUUCCUGCUGAGGACUGCAAACAAAGACUCAACAUAAGCCUCACAAACAGGCAGUUUUGUGGACACCUUCAGGAGGCUGUAGACAAACAAUUAGCUGGAGGAAGCUUUCUGGCUACCAAGUAUAAGGACACUUGGUUUCUGACUGGUAUCCUGGGAUCUUGGCCACUUGAAGACACUGACUGGGAAACAUUCUUAUUCACUAACACUGCAAGGUAUAUGAUAUGGUUUAAACAAAAAAUGAACUAAGAUACAAACACAACCAACCCUCCAGCACCAAACCCCCUCCAAUCACUGAAAGGAAACAUCUGGAUGGAGCCAGUAUGCCCAUUUGACUCUAUCACUAUUUGCAGCAAUGGAAGUUGCAAUGAUGCUAUGCUAACUCCAAUUCACAGAGAAAAGCCCGUCUGUCUUUCCUCCAUCAGCUGACACACAGGACUGUGAAAGUCAUAAUGCAGUAAAACUAGUUAUUUCACUAAAAACUGACUCAAGUUUCCUAGAACUGUUAAUCUUAAAACUCAAAAAGCAUUGAUGUUUUUCUGGGAUUUUAAAUGUUGCUAGAAGUAAAUGAGUUUCUCUAAUUGCUGUUACCCUGAGGUUUGAGUUGGCAAAUUCAAUGUCAGCAUCUAUACAAGUAAAAUUUAUGAGGACAAGGGGAA